AUGUUGCGCGCCAUAGUCGCCAUCGCGGCUCUGCUUCUGGCCACGGUCGCUUACUAUAUUGAUGAUCUCAUCAAGAAGAGAAAGCAGUUGGACGGUUUGCCACAACCGCCAAUGCUGAACAAACUGGUCGGCCACCUCAACAUUGCCGGCGAACUCAACAAGGUAUUCCCACAUCGUGUGCAUGCCCAAGUCUGGGGUGACUACAUGCGUACCAAAUGGAACUUACCGGAAAUCUUUUACCUUGACCUUCGGCCAUUCGGACCCCUGACAAUGUAUGUUGCCGACCCCGUGGCAGCCUCCAAAUAUGUGACCACUACCACAUCUCUGCCAAAGGCCCCGGCCGCCAAGGACUUUCUCGAUAAGUUCCUGGGCAAAAACAACAUGGUCUCACUCGAGGGUGCUCAAUGGAAGAAUCUCCGCAGCAUUUUCAAUCCUGGCUUCUCCUUGACCAACAUCAUGACCCUGUCCGACGUCAUCGUCGAUGCGAGCUUGACUUUUUGCGACAUCAUCAGGAGCAAAGUCGCCUCGGGCGAGCUCUUUGAGCUGGAGGACCUCUGCACGGGGCUGACUAUUGAGAUCAUCGGAAAGGUCGUUCUCGAUGCCGAUUUGCAAGCCCAGACUCAGACGCAUCCAAUCACCACUCUAUUCCGCGAAAGAUCCAGGAUGAUGCCUCCAUCAGACGCAGUUUUCCCGUGGCAAGCGGUCGAUCUACUACGGCCUUACAAGCUCUGGCGCAAUGGUGGAAAGCUAGACCGUGCAAUCAGCAAGGAGCUUGACCUAAAGAUUGAGCGACGUGCAAAGGAACUGAUGGAGACGGAGAGACGUGCGAAACCAGCUGCCAAGAAACGCUCCGUUGUCGAUCUUGCCAUGAAUGCUUAUGAAAAGGAGAUCUCGGCAGCACGAAAUAUCGAUUUUAGGCUCCGGGAGCCAAAGGGCAUGCCAGACAGCUUGCGGAUGGACAUUAGCGACUCGGUCAAGACGUUCAUCUUUGCUGGACACGAUACGACCUCAUCGACACUGUGUUGGGCGAAUUAUUUUCUACACAAACACCCCGAAGUUUACGCCAAAGUUCGAAAGGAAUUGGACACCUAUCUGCCCGGCGGUCUAGCCGAGACUGCUGCCAAGAUCAAGGAAGACCCUUAUACCGUGAAUAAGCUCGAAUACACCGUUGCUGUACUCAAAGAGACUCUGCGCAUAUUCCCACCAGCAAGUACGGUGCGUGGUCCCGUCCACGGCGGAUAUAUCGUGGACUCCGGAACGCAGGAAAAGUUGCCCAUGAUUGGCGACGACGCUUGUCUCAUCUGGCCAGUCUCGCACCUGAUCCAUCGCAACAAGCGUUUCUUUCCCCGACCGACCGAGUUCAUUCCCGAGCGCUUCAUUCCCAGCCAGACGCCAUUUCCCGACGCGGAACUCUUCACGGAAGCCGGCAAAGAUGCCUUCCGACCCUUUGAAAAGGGGCCGCGGAAUUGCAUCGGGCAGGAACUGGCCAUGCUCGAGGGCAAGAUCAUCCUUGCCCUCACAGCACGCGAGUUUGACUUCGUCUUGGAGUACCCCGGCGAGGAAGCCGACAUACGCUAUCCGGUGCCCGAGAGCACGGCUGAGGAACUCAGCAAGAGUACGGAGUACGGCAAGGCGAUUCGGGCUGGCACGCAAAUCCCAGACCGCGUCGAGGGCCAUCGUGUGUACCCGAUGCUUCUCGGAGCUGCCAAGCCUGUUGGCGGCUGUCCCGGACGUGUAUACUAUAGAAACAAGUAG
Messenger RNA from Anthostomella pinea, 1755 nucleotides. The record is from the annotation of a GenBank genome assembly. Lineage: Eukaryota; Fungi; Ascomycota; Sordariomycetes; Xylariales; Xylariaceae.